UCCCUCCUGGUCAGUAGAAGCCCGCCUGGGCUGGGACCUGGGGAUCUGGAGCAGGUUAAACUUGAGGCUCGGGAUAGAUAUUUGAAUGCCUCCCAAAUUGCGGUCCUAUCCCUCAGAGGCAGGGAGAGGAGCGGAGUGCGUGCGCGAGCGCUUACGUCGCCUCCGAGAGCUCUGUGCUGGGAUAAUCAGGAGUUGGGCUGAGCCGAGUCCCCUUUUAGCAGCAGCCGGCACAGGAGUGGCGGCAGCGGCCCCAGGGACGCGCGGGACCCAGCGGCUCGGGAGCGCACGGGGACAGCUGGUGCCGGCCGCGCCGUGCCACGGCUUGGGCGCACAAAGGUAAAGGCGGCCGCAGCCCUUGUGGCCUGCCUGGUCCCGGCGUUCCGGUCCUCUCCCUCCUUCCUUUCCCGAAGGCGAAAAUGGCUGGGCCGGGCGAGGACCUGGGACAGCAGUGGUCCUAGCUCAGCGGGUCCCCACCCUUCCUGCCGACAGAGGCGGCUGGCUGUCCUUGGAUGAGGUGGCCGAGGCUGCUCCCUGGCGAAUCCUCCUCAGCCGGGUCACAGCCACCGGCUCUCUGGGCUUGCUCCAUCCCUCUGAGAGGAGUUGAUGCUGGCAUCACCCCCGCCACCACCUCCGCGGAAGCCAGUGCUGAUGGAUGCUGGGGAGUGCCGCAUUGCUUAGUGUCCCCGCCUCCGGGUUUGCUGGCACAUCCUUCAGCAGGGACCGCAGCAGCAACACAGUGCCAGGGCUGAGAUGUGCCUGGGGUUUGUUUUCCUUGCAUCUUACAAGACAAGAGAAGAAGACAGAACCAAGAUCCGAAGCGCCCAUGCUAAGUGGAAUUAGGGUUUCUUUCUUUCUUUCUUUUCUUUUCUUUUUCUUCUUCUUUUAUUCGGAGAGAUAAAAGGCAAGAGGCAGGCUUUCAGGGCCUGCCCAGAGGCCCACUUCUAAUGGGAGGCAUUGUUUUUUAGGGGGGCUGGGGUUAGAAGUUUAGAUACUCUUCAGAAAAGCUGUGGAGGGGGGGGGAAGCAGGAGCAACAGGGUACUUGACUGAACACGAAGCGGAACCAUUUCCUGUACAGGAGAGGAAGCGGACAGCAGCUAGCAGGCCUGGGGGCCUGAGUGUGGUGUGGAGGCUGCAAGGGCCAGGUGUGUUGUUGGACACAAAAGGAGAGCUUCAGGGUGGACAGCUUGGGCACAAGGUAACAAUGACUCAUUUGCAAGCUGGUCUCUCUCCUGAGACCCUGGAGAAAGCCCGCCUGGAACUCAAUGAGAACCCAGACACUCUGCACCAGGACAUCCAGGAGGUGAGGGACAUGGUCAUCACCAGGCCAGACAUUGGCUUUCUGCGCACCGAUGACGCUUUCAUCUUACGCUUCUUGCGGGCCAGGAAGUUUCAUCAUUUCGAAGCUUUCCGCCUCUUGGCCCAAUACUUUGAGUAUCGGCAACAGAACCUGGAUAUGUUCAAAAGCUUCAAGGCUACUGACCCUGGCAUCAAGCAGGCCCUGAAGGAUGGCUUUCCGGGGGGCCUGGCCAAUCUGGACCACUACGGGAGGAAGAUUCUAGUCCUUUUUGCUGCCAACUGGGACCAGAGCAGGUACACACUGGUGGAUAUUUUGCGUGCCAUCUUACUUUCUUUAGAAGCCAUGAUUGAAGAUCCAGAGCUACAAGUAAAUGGAUUUGUUUUGAUCAUAGACUGGAGUAACUUUACCUUCAAGCAAGCUUCUAAGCUUACACCAAGCAUGCUUCGACUUGCCAUUGAAGGUCUUCAGGACAGCUUCCCCGCAAGAUUUGGAGGAAUUCAUUUCGUCAACCAACCUUGGUAUAUCCAUGCCCUGUACACUGUGAUCCGGCCUUUCUUGAAGGAGAAGACUCGGAAAAGGAUAUUUUUGCAUGGUAACAACCUGAACAGUCUACACCAACUAAUUCAUCCGGAGAUCCUGCCUUCUGAGUUUGGAGGAAUGUUGCCCCCAUAUGACAUGGGGACAUGGGCAAGAACCCUGCUAGACCAUGAGUAUGAUGAUGACAGUGAGUACAGUGUGGACUCCUACAGCAUGCCUGUGAAGGAAGUAGACAAGGAGCUCUCCCCUAAAUCCAUGAAGAGAUCACAAUCAGUAGUGGACCCCACAACACUAAAACGCAUGGAUAAAAGUGAAGAAGAAAACAUGCAGCCUUUACUUUCUCUGGACUAAGAACUUCUCCACCCCUACCCCACCGAUUAGAAACGGGAGGGAUUGGCUUUCAGCAACAGGACAGCACUGUGGCAUUUACCUGCUGGAAAACCUUAUCCAUGUUAAUGUAGCAUAAUGCAUAAGGCAUCUGGCUUUCACAUUUGCCUAAACCAUGGGUGCCCCCGGGCUAGAUUUUAAAAAGUCAAUAAUUUAUUCUGUAAGUGCCAAGUUCUUUGUAAAUACAAUGUAGUCUUCGCAUCAAGUUUGUAAAUUUUGGUAGUAAUUUAAUUUGGUAAAGAUUGACUCACAAGUUUGAGCCAGUGAUAUGGACUAUAAUAAUAAGCAUAAAGACACAUACACUAUGGAAUUUAAUUAAAUGUAUCCCUGUUUCCUAUGAAGCCAUAUUUCUGCUAUCAUAGUGAAUUGUUUCAUUGUCUUUCUCUGAAACACUGUCAAUAUUCAAACAUACUUGGGCACAGCAAGCAAUUAUUCCAGGAAAUUGCUAUGAUUAAUGUUUUCCUGUUUAGUGGUUUUUAUUUCAGAGGAACUAUCCUAGACCCAUCGUUGACUGCAUUCUGAAGAAAAAUAGUAUAUGAUAAGCUGGUGAACAAAAAUCUUGAGCUUUUCUCUGUUUUUCAUUCAUGGAGUCUUGCAAGACAAUGUAUUUCCCCACUCAAGAUGUGGAAUUCUGGAAAAAGAAUGGAUAUUUGUCUAAACUGUUGUCUUUACAAUGUUCCGUUUGGUUAAGGUCCCAUUGUAAUCCUUGUCUGAUGUACUUUAGAACAUUUUCAUCCAAAAUUUGUUGACCAAGAAAAUGAGAAUUAGUUCCUGAAUAAUUUUGACACCAAUUUUGAACAUAAAAUUUAUUACUUACAAAUAGGGGCCUAAUUUCACAUCAUUGUGCACUUGUUGAAAAAAUAUAUUCACACACAACAUACAUAUUGUUAUUGCAUUCUAAUAAAUUCUCAAUAUGACAGGCUUUGAGAUGUCAUGAAAAAUGACUUUCAGUGAAGUCAAUAAAAAUGAGAACAUGAGACAGACUUCAGGGUACCUAUUCAAGGGAUUUCAAUAUACCAUAAAAUGAAAUCAUGAAUAUGUGGCACCUUAAUGAAUGUGUUUUUUCCAUUUUAAAAAAACAACAAUGCUCAACUGAAUCACCAAUGGGU
This is a messenger RNA of Onychomys torridus (southern grasshopper mouse), 3331 nucleotides long. RefSeq names its product clavesin 2 (gene Clvs2). Gene Ontology annotation, molecular function: phosphatidylinositol bisphosphate binding. The record is from RefSeq and is a predicted model, not a curated record. The transcript is spliced from 6 exons. The coding region runs from base 1203 to 2186 and encodes 327 amino acids. Gene Ontology annotation, cellular component: membrane. Lineage: Eukaryota; Metazoa; Chordata; Mammalia; Rodentia; Cricetidae.